Penicillium verhagenii is the source of this 225-nucleotide messenger RNA. RefSeq lists its product as uncharacterized. The transcript is spliced from 2 exons. Bases 1 to 225 code for a protein of 74 amino acids. The record is from RefSeq and is a predicted model, not a curated record. Lineage: Eukaryota; Fungi; Ascomycota; Eurotiomycetes; Eurotiales; Aspergillaceae.
AUGGGGAUGAAGGAAGAAACAGGUUCAGAGGACCUGGCGCCGUCAAACGAGGAGUUGACGAAAGAUGUCGAGCUUCUCAAGUAUCCAUUGACUAAAAAGGAUAAUUUGCCUCCUGUCACCAAGUCAAAGCUUCCAAGUGUCUCUUUGUCUGCUCGCAGCUACAGCAUGCGAGUGGAUAAAGCCGGAGAUAACCGAGAUAGCGGACAAUGGCAGAUGAGGUCUUGA